Molecule: messenger RNA, 1257 nt
Organism: Equus caballus (horse)
Lineage: Eukaryota; Metazoa; Chordata; Mammalia; Perissodactyla; Equidae
Gene: AURKC
Product: aurora kinase C
Biological process (GO): regulation of cytokinesis; protein phosphorylation; mitotic spindle organization
Cellular component (GO): chromosome passenger complex; kinetochore; spindle midzone
Molecular function (GO): protein kinase activity; ATP binding
Source: RefSeq, a predicted model, not a curated record
CCGUUCUGUCUCUUCUAUUGGGCACGCUGCCUGCGGCCUGAGAAAUUUCAGCCAAUGGGAGCGGUCAGGAACUACCGGGCAAAGGGGCCGUGGCGCGCAGUAUAAAGGGCCUGGCUCUCGUUGCCCAGGAUUAUCUCCGACUCCGUGCGUCGAGGGGUGGAUCCCCCGGACCUGGACACGCAGUUCCGCAGGGCUCAGGAAGGCGUCCCCUCUCCGUCUUCUCUUCUCAUGAGUCUCCCAGAAGCUGUGAUGAAGUCGGGCAGUGUUCGGCCCGCAGUACCUACAGCAGGCCAAAGUCAACCCGGCUUCCCAAACGUGCGGCAUCUCACAAUUGAUGACUUUGAAAUCGGGCGUCCUCUGGGCAAGGGAAAAUUUGGGAAUGUGUACCUGGCUCGGCUCAAGGAAAGCCAUUUCAUUGUUGCUCUGAAAGUCCUCUUUAAGUCCCAGAUAGAGAAGGAAGGACUGGAACACCAGCUGCGCAGGGAAAUUGAAAUCCAGGCGCAUCUACAACACCCAAAUAUCCUACGCCUGUACAACUACUUCCAUGAUGCACGCCGAGUGUACCUGAUUCUGGAAUAUGCUCCAAGGGGUGAGCUCUACAAGGAGCUGCAAAAGAGCCACACAUUAGAUGAACAGCGUACGGCCACGAUAAUGGAGGAGUUGGCAGAUGCUCUGACCUACUGCCAUGAGAAGAAGGUGAUUCACAGGGAUAUUAAGCCCGAGAACCUGCUGCUGGGGUUCAGAGGUGAGGUGAAGAUUGCAGACUUUGGCUGGUCUGUGCACACCCCCUCUCUGAGGAGAAAGACAAUGUGUGGAACUCUGGACUAUUUGCCCCCAGAAAUGAUCGAGGGGAGAACAUACAAUGAGAAGGUGGAUCUGUGGUGCAUUGGGGUGCUCUGCUACGAGCUGCUGGUGGGAAAUCCGCCCUUUGAGAGCAAUUCCCACAAUGAGACCUACAGACGCAUCCUCAAGGUAGAUGUAAGGUUUCCCCCAUCAAUACCUUCAGGGGCCAAGGAUUUGAUCUCCAAGCUUCUCAGAUACCAGCCCUUGGAGCGGCUGCCCUUGGACCAGAUCCUGGAGCAUCCCUGGGUCCGGGCCCACUCCCGGAGGGUGCUGCCUCCAUCUGCUCAGAUGGCUUCCUGAGCCCUGUCUGCCCCUCCUCCCUUGAGUUUGUUCAAGGAGAACUCCCGUCUUUUGUUUCUUCUCUUUUAAGGUGCAAGAUGCUAAUUAAUAAAAGCUGAAUCUUUUUGUACCAGG